Messenger RNA from Musca domestica (house fly), 2450 nucleotides. Its product is annotated as pickpocket protein 28-like. Gene Ontology annotation, molecular function: ligand-gated sodium channel activity. Lineage: Eukaryota; Metazoa; Arthropoda; Insecta; Diptera; Muscidae. Gene Ontology annotation, cellular component: membrane. Gene Ontology annotation, biological process: sodium ion transmembrane transport. The transcript has 12 exons. The record is from RefSeq and is a predicted model, not a curated record. The coding region runs from base 413 to 2410 and encodes 665 amino acids.
GACCGAGUCAGCUUGUUGUCUAUAAUAAAUGUUUUUAUUAAUAGCUUAAUUGCAAUUAUCCUAUUUAUGGUAUAACCGAAUUAACUAAAUGUCAACCCGUGCUUAACUUGAUGGAAAUAGACACAUUUCUAUGACAACAUUGCCUUAAUUAAUUUACCUCGCAAAAUCAUUACAUUUCUCUUGACGCAAUCAGCCAUUGAAAUUAAAAGCGUAUAAAUACUUCAAACAUUUGUGGACAAGAAAUUCAGUUACCACUUGGGAAUGGAGGAAAUCGAAUAUCUGCAUUAUCGGCCGAAUCAAAACCAAAACCAGAACUUCUGCCAAUUCAUACAUAUUUGAAAGUAAAUUUGAAAAGAUUUCUGCUGGAAACAUCUUUGAAUGGUUUAAAAUACGUUACGAUCCGGAGCGGAAUAUGUGGGAAAGAGGCUACUACCUGAUAUCGUUUACAAUUGUUUUUUCCUCGGGCAUCUUUAUGGCCUACUAUUUCCUCGAGAAAUGGCAGAGCACGCCCGUCAUCAUCAGCAUGAGUUCGCGGACAACAGCGAUUCAAGAUAUACCCUUUCCGACCGUCACUUUUUGCAAUAUGAAUCAGGCACUGCGCAGCAAAGUGGGAAAAUUUCCAAUAGAUUCUCCCGACUAUGCCCUGUUGCAAAAAUUGUGUUUUCAAAAAUACAAUUAUACACGUUUUCGUGAUUUUGAGCCGCGCUAUGAUGGCGAUACAUUUGCAAAUUUUAUAAUAAGGAAUGCCCAAACGUGUGAUGAUAUGAUCAUAUAUUGUAAAUUCGGCCCCAACGUGUUUAAAUGCACAGAUUUAUUUCGUGAAGUUCUUUUGGAUGAGGGCAUGUGCUGUGUAUUCAAUCAAAUGCAUCCGUAUUUUUUAUUCAAAGGAGAGUAUUCUCCCGACUAUGCCCUGUUGCAAAAAUUGUGUUUUCAAAAAUACAAUUAUACACGUUUUCGUGAUUUUGAGCCGCGCUAUGAUGGCGAUACAUUUGCAAAUUUUAUAAUAAGGAAUGCCCAAACGUGUGAUGAUAUGAUCAUAUAUUGCAAAGUGGGAAAAUUUCCAAUAGAUUCUCCCGACUAUGCCCUGUUGCAAAAAUUGUGUUUUCAAAAAUACAAUUAUACACGUUUUCGUGAUUUUGAGCCGCGCUAUGAUGGCGAUACAUUUGCAAAUUUUAUAAUAAGGAAUGCCCAAACGUGUGAUGAUAUGAUCAUAUAUUGUAAAUUCGGCCCCAACGUGUUUAAAUGCACAGAUUUAUUUCGUGAAGUUCUUUUGGAUGAGGGCAUGUGCUGUGUAUUCAAUCAAAUGCAUCCGUAUUUUUUAUUCAAAGGAGAUCUCAAAUUUAUUCGAGAUUACACUUCGACAAAUGGUCGUACAACAAUACCAAUCAACUGGAGUAUAGAAAAUGGUUACCCAAAGCCACUGCCGAAGAAUUUCUACCCACGUCCGGCAUUAGGAACUGGGGUGUCUAUGGGACUGCAAGUGGUAUUAAAUGCUAGUGUAAAUGAUUAUUACUGCAGUUCUACAAAUGGAGCGGGUUUCAAGAUGCUCUUGUAUAAUCCGGUUGAUUCGCCGCACAUUAAAGACACUGGUUUGCCCAUAACACUGGGCCAUCAAACCCGAGUUCGUAUAAAGGCCAGUAGAAUGGAAUCGGCACAAAGUUUGCGCAAUGUAAGACCCAGAGAUCGCCAAUGCUAUUUCAGCGAUGAGAAGCAAUUGCAAUAUUUCAAAUAUUAUACCCGGCGUAAUUGUGAAAUGGAAUGUGAUGCCGAGUUUGUACUCAGUGUGUGUGGGUGUAUACCAUACUAUAUGGCCAUGGUGCAGAGAAAUGCGAGUGUUUGUUUUCUCAAGGAUAUGGAAUGUGUUGAAUGGUCUGAACGAUAUUUGGUGGCUUCGAUUACACAAUCAUGCAAGCAACAAUGUUUGGCCGGAUGUCAGGAAAUACUUUUCUUUCCUGAUUUAUUUGUAUCGCCAUUGGCGAGGAGAAAUUACAGCCUAUUGGAUCCCUACUAUUCGAAUAUAUCCUCCGAUGUUAUGAAACGAGAUUUGGCCCAGGUGCAAAUUUACUACAAAGAGAAUUUCUUUCGUGGCAAUACUAAGGUGCCAUAUACGGGGUUUACGGAGUUUUUGUCUCAAACCGGUGGCAUCAUGAGCCUUAUGGUUGGUUUCAGUGUCAUCUCCGUGGCGGAGUUUUUCUAUUUUGGGUUUUUGAAAUCUCUCUGUGAUAUGCUACUUCGCCGGUGGCCUCAGAAAAUGGAUACGAAAGACGAUCUGGAGGAGAAUUUGGGGGAUGAUAGUGAAGAGACUUCAAUGGAUAGAAUACACAAUCAGAUGUUAUUGAACCGACGCAAAACAAUACACAAUCCUUUAAUGGUUUGGCAUGACUUGGAGCAAUACCAAGAUAAAUUUUAAUUAAAAUUAUUGUAAAAAUUGAAAGUGAGAAAGUCCUAUU